AUGGAAAAAUUAGAUUGCCGUAAUUACGUAGAAGCCAGCAAAAGCUUUAGCCUCAAGCACAAAAUUUACAUUAAUGCUAUGGAAGGCACAGCGGUUUACCAGUCUGAGGAGGAUAAGGAUUCAGACGCGGAGCAGAGUUCAACCACCGAGACCGCCACUGCCAAUGCUACCGCUGCAAGUAGCACCCAGAAGCGCACCGACGUGGAGGAGUUGGCGCUUGACCCCAACCAUAACUACUUCAUUUUUGCGGAGACUGCCAAGACCGACCAUACUAAGGGCCGUGAGGCUGGAAUGCGGGCGCGUUUCGAGCGCUGCAUCUCGCUGUGGAGUACCUCCACACCCGAAGCAGACCCUCCGCCUUCCGCAGCCCGUCUUUCGCAAAGCGGUGGGGUGGGCAAAACUACCACUAUAUCAACCGCUGAACCCGAGGAGGACUACGCCACAACGCUCAAACGUAAAUCUACGUUAAGACACCAGGCUAGUGAGAAGACUGAAGGUCGAUCACUUUCCCGAUCGAGUUCAAAGUUCAAGAGCGGAGGCAGUGGCGCUGGCGGUGAUGGCAGUGCAGGUGGGGGUGGUGGCAAUAAUGCUUCAGGGGAGGAUAUCCGGAUCCCCAUGUGCGGUCUCGUCAUCGGUGGAGAUAGGUUUACUCUGCGACAGGUCUACUGCUCAAUCAUGCAAAAUCAGUGUCCUAUGGUGGUGGCAAAGGGUACGUCUGGUGCUGCAGACGUUAUUGCCUUUGGUCUAGAGGCAGCCACGAAAAUGGAGACAGAAGAAAUUCUGGAGGACAAGGAGGCAAUUUCUUUAGAAACAAGAUUAGGUUCUGUGAUGGAACAAUUUCUGCGUGAAAUGCAUCCCGACUACUAUAACUUUGCAGAAGAAGUUUCCAUGCUGGCGGAGAUAAUAACCGAUUACGUCUCCCUCGUGCUCGUCUUUGACAUGGAAGAGGAUUCCGAUCUAGACGGCUACAUGAUAUCCUCUCUUCUGGCUAGCGCUGGCACUUCAACACCACCAGAUCAGCUUAACCUGGAACAGUUGGAAAUAACCCUGACCCUAAAUCGGGCCGACAUAGCCAGGGAGAAAAUUUUCCUUGAAAACAAACGGUGGAAGAAAGGUCAGCUUAACGACUACAUGUAUCAGGCGCUGAUGGGAGAUCGACACGACUUUGUGAAAAUCUUUCUUGAGCAGGGUUUCAGUUUGGAGGAGUUCCUCACUGUCUACAUGCUUGAAAGGCUCUACACAGACCAACUCAAGAAUAUGAGCUCGAAAGUGGCCAUUUUUAACAAAAUGUGGGAGUAUCAUCGUUCGCAUCGAGCCUCAAAGGUUACCCUUCGCGAUGUUGGAAAAGUAAUUAAAUCGCUGGUCGGCGACUUCUAUCAUCCGCUCUACUUGAGCAAGGAGUUUCAACAAAAGCUGGCUCCGGAGAAGUCUGACUUGGCAGUGGGCAUCAUUCAGCAUCUUGUUCGCUAUCAUGCAUGGUUCGCAUUAAAGAUUGUGAGAACUUGUUUCCAUCCCUUAUUUUCUUCUACCUUCUCCUCCCUACAAUUAAUAGCAGUUCUCCCGAACAAGUUUUCCAAGGGUCCACCCAGAACCCACCAUAACAAUCGGAAUCCUGGCGGCGGUGGUGGUGGUGGUGUCGGGGCAACCAGCACACAAGAUGUGGAUCCGCCUCACAAAUUCAAGGCCAUAUCGAUAUGUCCCAACGUCCUGGGUCUCCACGAGCCCGUCUCCUUUAUUGAUUUUUUCGAUGAACAUCCCAAGGUGAAGUAUAAGGCAGCAUCACUUUUGAAGCAGGAGAAAGGCGAGGCAGAAAACAAUCCCAAUGCGUCGGCCUCCCACCUCCUUUUCUCCUUUACAAAGGAUAACGAGGUGCAAAGUUCGCCAUGCUUUGACACUGCUGACAGUGCCACGCCCAGGGGUAUGCAACGCAGUUCCACGAGAACUACCACUUUGAGUAUGGAGCAGAAGUAUACCACAGGAGAGUCAAUUCAAAUGGUCAGUUCAGGGGAAGCUCAAAGUUGGGCUGCUCGUCAGCCUGAUUCCAUUCCCUCGGAUGGAGAGUACGAGGUGGAAGAGGAGGUGAAGGUUAAGAGAAGUCGAUUUGCUGUAACCCACAUAGGACUUGAUAAAAUUCAGUACGGCCGUUACCAAAAACGACGAAUAUCCUUUGAAAAAAUGAAGGAGAUUCAAGUAGCAUCGGGAAGAGGCCAGUACUAUGGAAAUCCCGCAUUCCUUGCACGCCAACAUCUAGCCUUCCAGUCGUCCGUAACCGCUCCGCUUGCGGUGGAUGAAAAAUACUCACGCCCAUCUCCACGAAUGCUUCGAGAAAAUUCAGUGGAAUCGACUUAUGAGUCUCAGCACACACAACAGCAGUCGAUGUCAGAGGAUGAAGAGGAUGAGGAAGAGGAAGAUGAAGAAGCAGUCGGAUUUGGGGGGAACUUAAAGCGUCGGUUCAUUGAAGCUCUUAGACGAAGGACCUCUAAGGAUCAUGAAGGUGGCGCACACUUAGAAGGUCUAGCUCCUGGAAACCUGCAGACGUUGAGGGCUGUUGCAGCACUGGCUGCUGUGGCAGGAGGGAUGGGCGGUGGCAGCACGGAUCCUGAAAAAACAGCAGCAAACGAAGAAGCUCGAAUAAAACUGAUUCAGUUUGAUAGACCAGCUCGGGAACUCCUAAUUUGGUCUGUCCUCGUUGGAAAACUGAGAAUGUCCGAGCUAUUUUGGACAAUGGAAAAGGAGCCAAUAGCGGCAGCUCUACUGGCCUCAAUUCUACUCUCUGCUUUGAGCAACAAAACUGACGAUUUUACCGACAAAGAGGACUACAAAAAUUACUCCAAGAGUUUUCAGGAAAAAGCUGAGGGUGUCUUAAAUGAGUGCUACCGCGAAGACGAGCAUCGUGCUCAGUUGAUAAUCAACCACGAGUUGGCCUACUACGGCCACAGUUCGGUCAUCAAACUGGCUGCUGAGGGACAAAGCAUCAAGUUUAUGGCGCAUCCCUGUUGCCAGGACUUUUUGACUAACACCUGGAAAGGCAAUCUCUCCUCGAAGAACAGCAUGUUCAGGAUGAUGUUUGGUCUCAUGUUUGGUCUUACCAUGCCACUGUUCAUUCCCAAAGUGCUCCUUUAUGAGCCCGAAGAUAAGCAAAGCGAGGCUGGGGAGGAAUCAAAUGAUAGUACUGAGCAGAAGGACGAGGAGUUGAGUGAGGAUGUUGAAUCACGUGUGAUGGUCAAGAGAAGCUUAACGACAAGUCUGCAGGUGGGAGCGAUGGAAUUUUGGGUGAAGAUAAAGGACUUCUACAUGUCACCAAUCGUGCGAUUUGUCUACCACACGGUGAAACUACCACUUUUCAAAAUUCCUAUCUCGAUAUACUUCUGCACAGUAUUUACCAAUGAUGAUAUUUUGUCCUCCUUCCAGAUUUCCUACGUCCUCUUUCUCGUCCUCUUCAGCUAUCUCCUCUUGGUUGACUUUAAAGUCAGAAUAACCGGUGUGGAGUACAUUGUCCUUGCCUGGGUCAUCACGCUUUUCAUUGAAGAAAUUAAACAGAUUGCUUGGGUAAGUGUUAUUGUUACUAAGGGCAUGUUUAAAUGUGUUGCUGUUGAAGAUGUUGGUGUCUGUUCGGUGCUGUCGGGUAUCAGUUUUUCAACCUACAUAUCUGAUGGAUGGAACAAGUUGGACUGUACAGGACUGAUACUCUACAUAGUUGGAUUUAUACUGCGAUUGAUUGUCCUGGCACGGCUAGGUGACUCGCAGCUCAAUCACGACACGGAGGCCUUUCACAUCCUCACCGACCCAAUCAUGGAUCCCUCGAGAAUAUGCAUGGCUUUUUCGCUCUUUGUUUUCUACAUCCGGCUCAUGUAUUCUUUUAGCUUCCACAUUGCCCUGGGGCCAAAACUCAUCAUGAUUGGGAAAAUGGUCACCAAUGAUUUGAUCCCAUUUAUGAUCAUCUUAACUGUCAUCAUGGUUGGCUACGCGGUGGCAGCUCAGUCCAUAGCUUAUCCCAACGGCUUCUACACAAGUGAACAACUCUCAAUCAAUGGAACUGUUCAAGGCAUGAAAUUUAUCGACACGAUCUUCUCAAUGUACACAACAGCCUACUUUCAAAUGUUUGGCGAUUUCAGCUUGGACACACUUCAAGGAGAGGAUCGCAACUGCCAAAAUGGAAUGUGUCCCACGAAAACGUCCAGGUGGUUGGUUCCAAUCAUGCUCGGAUUCUACGUUCUACUGACAAAUAUUCUCAUGUUCAAUCUCCUCAUCGCUAUGUUCUCAAAAACAUACGAAGAAAUCGAAAGCGCUUCAACCUACUACUGGAACUAUCAGCGCUACCAAAUGAUUGCUGACUACGUGAGGCGAUCACCAUUGGUGCCUCCGUUGAUCAUCUUUUGGCAUUUCUACGAGGCUUACAAGGCGCUGGGCAACCGUUGCGCAAGCAUUCGAAGCACUGAACAGAUUGAGAAUAACCCUUUCUAUGUAAAGAAGGAGCGGGAGAUGGUGAAGUGGGAACACAUGAAGGCGAUGGACUACCUACGCGAGCCGUCAACUAAGUCGGGUGGCAAGCGUGGCGGUGUGGAGUCCAGGGCCGUCGUAUUUCGCGGCGUCGGCGCCGGCAGCGGAAUGGGCCCAGGACCGGUGAUGGACCUCAAGUCCGAAAUGACGGCUGUCACUGAAGGGAUCGGAAUGGAACUGGAGAAGCGAUUCAAAGACCUGGAUGCACACUUCCAACGUUUUAAUGAAGUUGACGCUCGUCUAACCGAGGUUACUCAAACCCUCACCUCCCUUGGUGAAGUUGUUCGACAAGUCACAGCAACCCAAGAGGCAAUCAUGAAAAAGAUAGCCGAUUUGCCGACCUGCCAGUGCAUCGAACUAGUAGACGAACCCGAAAGUGCGGACGGCAAGGAUAAGUCUGGUGAAUCGCCCAAAAGGCGGACGAAACUUGAGGUUGCUGUGCAGUCAGCCCUGGAAGCCGCCAAAGACGUACUUCGACCACCCACACCACCACCUCCACCCCCAAUGGCGCCUCCGCCACCAAGGGAUCAGGAAAUUCCCAUCACCACCGGAGCUCCUGGCUCGGAGGCGGAGUCUAGCGGAACAGAGGACAGUGGUGGUGACCCCUCAGCCGAUCCUGUCCAAAUUCCGCCCGCAGUGGACUCCAACGCCGGUCGAACACUGCAACGCAAUAUCGCCGGUCAUAGACUGUGGCGGUUUGCGCCUUUCAACUUUGAAAAGUAUCCCGGCAUGCGGAUGAAUGUGCCGCCGGAUAAGACCGCCUGGACAACACGAUAUCCCGAUUAUUUUGCCUACGACUCAUCUGAAGAGACUGUGCUGUAUCCAGAUGAGACAGCUCACGAUGGAGAAAAUUUCCAACACGGCGUCAGUUUCGGCAGUUCAGCCAUCCUCCGAAGCAUUCCCUUCAAUACUUACGACUCGAAGAACCACAUUCGUCGCCAGAGCCUCCUGGGUCGCUACCGACUGGAUCCCAACACCGGAGCUCCCCUUAACCCCAUGGGGAGAACAGGGCUUCUGGGAAAGGGGCUUCUCCCUCACUGGGGUCCCAAUCACUCCAUUGUUAUUGUAGUGACUCAAUGGAGCCGCAAUCCAAAGUCGGGAACCCCUGUGUUGAGGGGGAACAAGGGGGUACUACAGGUGAUUGCUCUCGAACGCAACAAACGCUUCUGCUUGCCUUGGUUCUUUACUGACCACGAAAGCCGCUGUGACUACGAUGAGUGCGUGCCGACGGUGGUGCGCGCCUACUUCGCUCAACGCGCCCGCGCCGUGUGCUCCGAGAAGCGCGCUGAUCGACUACUGCGGCGGCUUGAUAAGGCAGAUGUUACUCAGAUAUUCAAGGGAUACCUUGAUGAUCAGCUAAAUGCUGAUGGUGGGUGGCUGGAAACCGUGGUCCUCAACUUCCAUGAGGGUGAAGGAAGGGGAGCUCAAUUUACCGACGAUAUUCUCAAGGUCUUUGCCGAAUCAGUUGCCGAUGAGCGCGUUAGGUGGAUCGAGGUGGCACACAAUAGCAAUCUGCGGACCAGUCACAAUUACAUUCUCAAGAGCGUUGCUGAGAUAAAGGGUGCCUUCUAUUAG
Molecule: messenger RNA, 6075 nt
Organism: Echinococcus granulosus
Lineage: Eukaryota; Metazoa; Platyhelminthes; Cestoda; Cyclophyllidea; Taeniidae
Product: Transient receptor potential cation channel subfamily M member
Exons: 32
Coding region: 1-6075 (2024 amino acids)
Biological process (GO): calcium ion transmembrane transport
Cellular component (GO): membrane
Molecular function (GO): ligand-gated calcium channel activity
Source: RefSeq, a predicted model, not a curated record